Molecule: messenger RNA, 231 nt
Organism: Protopolystoma xenopodis
Lineage: Eukaryota; Metazoa; Platyhelminthes; Monogenea; Polystomatidea; Polystomatidae
Source: the annotation of a GenBank genome assembly
AUGCUUGCGACGGAAGAAGGUGACACAAUCGCAUUACAUAUUGAGCAGGGUUUAAGGCCCGCCAAGUUAGCUGUCUGGAACAAGCUGAUUCCGAGUCUGGUUCAAAGGGGUCGGAAGCUGACGGAUAGUAGGAAUCAGCAAAAGCUAAACAAAGAUACCAUCACGGAAUUCGGAGGGGACGCCUUGAGUCAGCAGAGUGCAUUAAGAACGAAGAGCAUUGGUAAGCACUAA